GAUCAAACUCGUGCGUCUGCCAUAGACAGUCUGUGGUUGCUCCUUUUCAAACUUUAAGACGUCAAAAAAGGCGGUGCUAUCACUGAACAGAUCCUUCUCCUCACUGAGGAGCUGCUGCGUGCCGCUCAGUCCCCUCCUGGACAUCACAGACAGGAGGUUUGUGCGCUCAGCAGCAUGGACGCAUCCAAAGAAGAAGAUCAGUCCGCCGGACAGGCUGCGUCUUUAUUUGGGACAUCAGAACCGGAGAGUCAGAGGAGCCUCGCUGAGAGGAGAAAGAAACGGAAUAAAAACUGUAAAAUCAUCACUGGGGUUCUCCUGCUAUGCUUGUUGGUUGUCCUCUUGGCUGUAGUGAUUUCUGUCAGAAAGAGCACUAAUGAUACAGAUGGGGAGCUCUGGCUGCAGCAGGCCUUUGAGGAAACUCAACAGCCCCAAUGUCCACCUGGUUUUUCCAAGCCUCCUCUAAUCUUGGUGUCCUUGGACGGUUUCCGGGCAGAGUAUCUAAAAGACCAUAGGAGCAAAUUGCCUAUCAUCAACAAGUUACGAAACACUGGAACAACAGCACCAUACAUCAGGCCUGUUUAUCCCACAAAGACCUUCCCAAACCACUACAGUAUUGUGACUGGUCUUUAUCCCGAGUCUCAUGGGAUCGUGGACAACAAGAUGUAUGAUGUGACCACCAACACUUUUUUCAGCUUGAAAACUGAGGAGAAACUUAGCCCAAAGUGGUACCAAGGAGAACCAGUCUGGAUCACUGCCAUGCGUCAGAAACUGAAAACAGGAACUUUCUUCUGGCCAGGCUCUGAUGUGGCCAUCAAUGGCACCUACCCAAACUUCUACAAGCUAUUUAAUAAGAGUGUCUCGUUUCAGACAAGAGUGUCAACAGUGCUUGAGUGGCUCAGUUUACCUCAGGGAGAAAGACCUGACUUUUACACCUUGUACUUGGAUGAACCGGACACUUCAGGACAUCGUUAUGGCCCAGGAAGUCAACAGGUGGCUGAAGCUUUGACAAAUGUUGACAGGCAUCUGGGCAAAUUGAUGGAUGGUCUUACAACAAAAAAACUGCACAAGUGUGUCAACCUAGUUAUCGUAUCUGACCAUGGCAUGGAGGAGGCUUCAUGUGAAAGGGCGGUGUUUGUGUCAUCUUACCAGCAACACACAUCUGACUUUACUGUCAUUCAAGGUCCAGCUGCUCGCAUCAGACCAACGCGCCUCCCCCAGGAUUACUUCUCCUUUGACUAUGAAGGCCUGAUGAAGAACCUGUCGUGCAGGACCUCCGACCAGCCAAUGAGGCCGUACCUCAAAGAAAACCUCCCCAAGAGGUUGCACUUUGCAUACAACAAGCGCAUAGAGAGAGGCCACCUUUAUAUGAAGGCAGGCUGGCAGGCAGCAUUGAACCCAGAGGAAGUCAAGUACUGCAGAGGUGGAUUCCAUGGCUCAGAUAAUGUCUUCACCAACAUGCAGGCAAUCUUCAUUGGCUAUGGAGCAGGAUUUAAAGAUAAAACAGUUGUACCCCCCUUUGAAAACAUUGAGAUAUAUAACCUCAUAUGUGAUCUGCUCGGUAUUCGUCCAGCUCCAAACAAUGGGACCCAUGGGAGUCUAAACCAUCUCCUGAGGCAUCCCACCCACCUACCUGUACACCCAGCACAGCUCUCCCAUGACACCCACUGUGAUGCCACUGACCCCAUCCCCUCAGACCGCCUACAUUGCAGCUGUUCAUCCCAAACCAGUGAUAUGGAGACAGAUAUGAACAGACAGCUCAUAACAACUAAUUUAACCAGUUUACGACGCAUCCACCAACCUUUUGGCACGCCUGGAGUUGUCCAAUCAGACGCCUCUUUCUGUCUGCUGCACCACUCCGACUACAUCAAUGGAUACAGCAAAGACCGCCUCAUGCCCCUCUGGGUGUCGUACACCAUCCAGCCUCUGACCAGAAUGCAACCCCUGAAUCCAGACUUGGAGGAGUGUGUUCGUGCUGAUGUACGUGUCCCACCUUCUGCCAGCCAGCUGUGUCUGCGCUACAGAGACAACCCCGUUCUGACCCAUGGCCUGCUGCACCCCCCCUAUCUGAAUACCAGUGGUCCAGAGACAGACUCUCUACUCAGCAGCAACAUGGUGCCAAUGUUCCCAGCAUUUAAAAAUGUCUGGGACCAUUUCCAUUAUUUUCUGCUUGUAAAAUAUUCAUAUCAGCUGAAUGGAGUCAACAUCAUAAGUGGGCCAAUAUUUGAUAAAGAUUUUGAUGGACAUGUUGACCCACUGGGAAAAUUGGCGGGGAAUGAAGCUCCCAUCCCAACCCAUUUCUAUUUAAUCCUGACGUCCUGCCAGAACUCAGACCUUAGCCCUCUUGACUGUGAGGGUCCACUUCAGGUGAGGUCUUUCAUCCUGCCUCACAGACCGGACUACACAGAGGUCUGCGCUGCCUCGUCAGACCUGAGAUUUGUGGAGGACUGGAUGCAGUUUCACACUGCUCGAGUCCGAGACAUUGAGCUCCUGACAGGACUCAGUUUCUACCACGACAGGUUAUCAGUGGAGGAGACAUUGCAGCUCAAGACAUUUCUACACACUGAAUAAAGUCAGAGACGUUGUCUCACAGAGGCUUGAUUCCAAAAGACGGCCAUGUUGGUCUGCAGGCCGUUGACCCAGUAACAGUGGGUUGACAAGUAAUUAGAAAAGUUUCUUCUUGUCAGAUCAAAAUAAUCCCAACUUGAAAUUCCGUCCAUUUCUUUUGUCUAUUUGUUUGUUUAUUUUAACAGCUGUUUGCUGUGUGUAAACUAUGCAGUGAUUGUGGAACAUGUCAAGGAACUGGAGGAUUUUAUUUAAAAAGUUAUUCCUUAAACAUCAAAGUGAGACUAAAUUAAAAACGGAAAGGAAACGUUUAUCGAUGGAGGGAGGAUUCACGCCACAGAUGAAUUUGUUGGUCAGAAUACCACCUCUGUCUGGAUCUGGAAAUUGUUGUCUUUGUUGAUCUUUCCACACAUCUGGGGAAACCGCCACAAAUAACUUUUGUUCCUGACAAAUAUUGUAUUUGUAUUCUCAUGUUUUCACCAGUGUUAUUUUUGUAUUUUGUAUAUUUGCCAUGUCAUUCAGUUUUUAGUGUGUGUUUGCAUGGAUGGAUUAUGAGCCGAGACACAGAUGUGCAGCUUGAUUUUUACGCUUUAAUUUCACCCCAUUGUGGUGUAAAAAAGGAGAUAAAGGAGGGGUUGCUGUUUUCAUUACCUUACAGUAAGUAGUUUAUAUCCAAAGAUGCUGCUGGUUGCCUUCCUCACCCCUCAUUGCCCAGCAACAAGAUCAAUGACUUCAUGUUUAAGCCUGUUGUUUUGGGAAAGUGACACAUUUUCAAUUGACUGCAAUUUACACCACAAGAUGUCACCAAAGGCAACAUACUGAACCUCAUCAGCAUAAUUACAGGCAAGUUAUUGAAUCAUUGUGUGAACUAAGAAAAAAAGAGAUGUGCUAGUUGUAAAAAGGUGCUAUUGCAGUUUGUUGCAAACAUAAAAAACAUUCUACUUAAAAUUAGGUGAUUAAACUUUAAAUGAGGCAUAAUGCAGUUAUUUAUAAUAACAAGUUAGCCUUUGUACCAUGAUUGGCCACCCAGUGCUUUACACAGGACACAGUCCCUCUUUUAUACCACCAUCACACACUGAUGAUAAAUACAGGCAGGUUAGGGUUAAAAGUUUUAACAAGGCGUUUCUAUAAAAUGGGAUCAAGGAGUUGGGAACAGAACCAUCAAACUUUUCCUCAGUGACUGACCACUCUAACCUCUUAUCUCCCGAGCCAUAGCUUACCCCAAUUUCUGUUUUUGUUGUUGUUUUUGCUCGUUACUGGAACUUUGUGGCGUAGUUCGGUAACUCUCAGGUGAAGCUGCUGAUUGAAAACAGCAGCUGAGCUUUUGCUGCAGCUGAAAAGAGGUCGUCUGUGCCCAGAAAGCUCCUUCAGUAAUCCAUCCAUGACUGUUUGUACAAAUGUUAGCGUGUGUGUGUGUGCAGAUAUUAUUUUGGGAUCAACAGAGUCUGUUUAAUCAUUUUUUUUUUCCUUUUCACAUUGAUUCAUUGGAAGUUUCUGUUAUUUGAUACACAAUUUCUUCUCAGUACUGUAAGAGUUGCAGGUAAGAAAAUACACAAUUUAACGUAUAUAGAAAAAAACUUAAAUUCUGGCUUUGUGGCUUGUUUUCUUAGUUUCUAAACCAUUAACUGCACCAAAUAGAGUUGCAGAAAACACGUCUUCACAUUUUCUUACUCUUUAAGGGAUUGUGUUAAUUCGUCUUCACUGCAACACGGGGGAACAUGUGCUGCUUAUCAUAUUCAGUGUGUUGACGCACUGUACACCUGUUGAUAGCUUAACUCGCUUUGUGGGCCUCUAAGUUCUCCCCACGUCCAAACUAUUUUUAGUCAAAAGGUUAAAAAGGUUUCCACUUAGAGCUGAGAUGAAGACACUUUUUUUUCUCUUUGAUCUAAGAAAAAGAAAAUCUAGAUUGAUGAUGUAGAACUAACAUGAACGGUUUUGUAUUUUGCCUAAAAUGAUUAAAAAAGAUGGCUUCUA
Melanotaenia boesemani (Boeseman's rainbowfish) is the source of this 4536-nucleotide messenger RNA. It is a transcript of the gene enpp1, whose product is annotated as ectonucleotide pyrophosphatase/phosphodiesterase 1. The transcript is spliced from 23 exons. NCBI's taxonomy places the organism in Eukaryota, Metazoa, Chordata, Actinopteri, Atheriniformes, Melanotaeniidae. Bases 175 to 2568 code for a protein of 797 amino acids. Gene Ontology annotation, molecular function: metal ion binding; dinucleotide phosphatase activity; phosphodiesterase I activity. Gene Ontology annotation, biological process: inorganic diphosphate transport; nucleoside triphosphate catabolic process; regulation of bone mineralization. Gene Ontology annotation, cellular component: cell surface. The record is from RefSeq and is a predicted model, not a curated record.